Messenger RNA from Aspergillus uvarum CBS 121591, 1118 nucleotides. RefSeq lists its product as uncharacterized. Lineage: Eukaryota; Fungi; Ascomycota; Eurotiomycetes; Eurotiales; Aspergillaceae. The transcript has a single exon. The record is from RefSeq and is a predicted model, not a curated record. The coding region runs from base 173 to 1075 and encodes 300 amino acids.
UCCUGCUAGUCUGUGGGAUGGUUGGUUAACAAGGCUUGUUACCCCUUUCCACCAUCUGGGGACAGUACUUAAUUCAGUCGGCGCGCCCAUUUAAAUACCAACAUUCCUAUUCCUCCCACAGUUAGACAUAUUCAUUUCUCUUAUUACAAACUACGUUUGCUACAAGCCAACCAUGAAGACCGUUCGUUUCUGGAUCGCUACCGCCCUGACGGUACCCCGGGCUCUAGCAGCCCUCACUGCUACCUCCACCACCUCUACGUCCACCACUUCCACAGCCGCGGCGGCAAGCUGUACAGCUUCCCUCAUCACGAGUCUCUGCGACUACCCGGCCCCGGGCGACGACUUUGCCAUCGCCAGCGGGAGCACGGCCUACUGCUGGGAUUACUGCAACGCCCACCCUCCGUGCAGCUUCGUGAUCUUCGCCGCCGGCGACCCUCUCACCGGAUCCGGCACGUGCUGGGUGUAUCCGGGGCAAUCCUACAACGCGAGCGAGGGGAGCUCCGAUUGCAGCAAUCCCUACCUAUCUGUCUAUAGCGAGCCCGUGUGUUCCGGCGGCAGCGCGACCACCACCACUGCUGGCGCCUGCGCCGCCACCGCGACUCCCACCGCCGUCGCCUCGGUCUGCGGAUACCCGGCGCCCGGCGACUGCUUUGAUGAUUGCCUCGCUAGUACCGGUGCACCAGAGUGUCUGAGUCUAUGUGCCGAGGCCGACUCCUGCAGCUAUGUCGUCUUCAACCCGGAGAAUGCAGACAACUCGACGUAUGCCUCGGGCAAUUGCUGGAUCUACCCGAACGGCACGUACGACGCUGGGUCUGCGACGACUUGCAGUGGUGAUCCGGAGCAGUACGUGUACAACAACGUGUGUCCCAAGACAUCGUCUUCAUCGUCCGCGCUGUCAGCAUCUGCUACGGACACUGGCACUGCAGCCACUACUACGGGCUCUACUGGUACUGAAAUCGCGGAUAAAUCCGCGGCCUCGACUACUAGCAGCGAGAAUGCUGCACCUGCUGGCCUCUCGCUCACUAGUUCAUUGGCGAUAGGCGUGGCUAUGGUAGUAUUGUGGGCGUUUUGGUGAUGUCUCCGAAACUAGUAGGUGGUUGUUCGGCGACACAAAGGAG